UAGUUCUGACUAGUACGUGAACGCGGCAUAAAUCGUUUAUUUCUCGGUCUUGGGUUGGUCCUCAGAGGGGAGAGAGCGUUUAUGGAGUCUGUAUUUACAUAGUAUUUCCUCGGGUAACUCGGUUCGCUGGAAGGGGGAAGGCAGAAGAUCCCUCCUUGCCGACAACGCAUUGAGACUCCAGAAAUCUCUCUCCUUCUGAAGACGUUGGAAAAUAGGAAAAUGGCCUCUAAAGUUAUAAUCGAUUAAGUAAGUUUUGUAUUGACAGAUUAUAUGGAAUCGUUAUGUGUAGCCGCCUAGUAAGCGUAGGUUGCACUGUCUACAUUACGAUAUAAAAUGAAGUGUAUGUCAUUUCAGCUGCAUGAACUCAGAAAGGAGACAUUGAACGACUGCCAUAAUAUUUCUUAUCGUGGAGUUAUUUUUUGUCACCGGAAUGGAAUGGUAAAUGCUGCAUUUCCAUGUAAACUUUAAGCAGGAUUAUAGCACUCAAGUUGUUAAAUGUUUUAGUUUACUUUAUUGAAGCAACCCAGAUUGUGCAUGUCUUUCUGAACAGUUACGUCAUAGCCUACUGCUGAACUAUUUUUUUCCCUUUUUUAAAACAAAGCAAUUUUAUGGAUAAUCAGUUAUCUAAUCUGCAAACUGGACACAACUUCAGAAUGACAGAAGACUACAGGCAAUGCCUCUCUCACUGAACUUCUUAUACUCAUUGUGGGUUUUUCCUUGACACUGCAAGAAUGAAACUGACACUGCAUCUCUGUGUGUUAUGGCUGUUGCUGGUAUGGAGCGCAGGGGCCUCUGAAAGGAGACCCCUCAAAAGGACAAUCUUACAACGAACAUCCCUCCAGGGGGGGAUUUUUAACAGAACACAAAAUAUGUUGAACUUUGACAGUAUUGCUCCUUCCACUGGUGGUAUAAGUGUGUCCCUUGUGGCGAGCCAUCAUUACAAAAUGCAGAGAGAUGAGAAAGCUGACCUCCCAACAAGAAGAAAAGGACCGCCAAGCAGAAGAGUUAUGCCAAGCAGAAGAGUACCCCAACAACCAAAGAAACCCAUAAACCAGGUUGUCAGUGGUGCUGGCACAUCUCAAGGCAACAGUAAACCAGUGACAGGGGUGGUGGUUCAGCCUCCGUCCAUACCAGGCUGCACCGUACCCGGCAGCGCAGGCUCCCUCAACGUCCUGGCCAGCUUCGCAGGGAAGAACCGGGUCCUCGUCAUCUCUGCCCCACAUGACUCAGACGGCUACUACCGCCUGAUGAUGACCCUCCUCAAGUCGGACGUCUACUGCCAGAUGGCGGAGCGGCACAUGCAGAUGAUAGUGAUGUUCCACCGGGAGAGAGCGGGGUGGUAAGGUGCGCGGGUCAACGCCAAGGGACAGGUCACGGAGGAGCCCCUGGAUACGGUCCUCAUCCCCAGGCUGAUGAACUUCCUGAAGUUGGAGGAGGGGAAGUUUGGCAUGGUUCUCCUGAGGAAGACCCUCCAGGUGGAGGAGAGGUACCCAUACCCGGUCAGGCUGGAGGCUAUGUACGAGGUGAUGGACCAGACCCACAUGCGCAAGCUGGAGAAAGCCAGGCAGAGGGGCUUCGUGCAGAGGUGCAAGGCGGCCGGUGUUGAGGGCCAGGUGGUUGAGUCUCAGGGCCAGGGGGUAUUGACCAUGGGGUCAGAGGUCAGAGUGAACUCUACGGUGGAGAGGGUGCCAGUGAGGAAAGGGGUGCAGAGACCAGCUCAAGGACCCAAGGCUGUGACAGUUACCACAACCCGACCAACCACCACAAAACCAACUACGACCACAAAGCCAACUACGACCACAAAGCCAACCACAACCACCACAACAACAAAGCCAACCACAACCACCACAAGAAAAACAACCACAACAAAACCAACAACUACUACAACCACCACAAAAGCAACCACCACAACAAAACCACCACCAACAACAAAAGCAACCACGACCACAACUACAACAAAGCCAACCACAACCACCACAAGAAAAACAACCACGACCACAACAAAACCAACAACUACUACAAUCACCACAAAAGCAACCACCACAACAAAACCAACAAGAACAACAAAACCAACAACUACAACCACAACAAAACCACCAGCAACAACAAAAGCAACCACGACCACCACCACUACAAAACCAACCACCACAACAAAACCAAAAACCACAACAACACGACGAACCACAACCACAACCACCACAAAACCCACAAUUCCGAAGCCCUUGGUCCCCCAGACAACACCACACUGGGACCUAGAGGUCCCCACCACAGACGAAUCCUCCUACACCCUCUCAGUGACCCACAAAAAUGGCAGAGAUGACGUUACAGAAUCCCACAGAGACCAUUAUGAAGAAGACACAACCGACGAUACCAAACAUGGCCGACAAGUUGUUACCUCUCCAUCUCAGCUCACUAACGACAAACCAACUGAAGGUGGGGAAGAACUGGGCAGUGAAUUUAAGGUUCACCCUGAUGCACAGGUGGAAACAACUUCCCCCAAGAAGAGCAAGGUCAAGCAGCCUGUCAAUGCAGAGAGGAAGAAAAAGGCUGAUAAAUCAGGGGAGAAGAGUAAAGCAGACAAGAAGAGGUCGAAGGCUGCUAAAGACAGUGAUGGUGGCUUCUAUCGUGGUAGGAGACCAGGGAAGAAGGCCGCUAUUAACCAGGCGAAAGAGGCAGACAACGAGAGGCCCCCCACAAAACAGCCAAACCCCUUAGUCUCCUUUUUUGGUUAUUUUGAGAAGAGACGACGUCUACUUGUGAUCACUACUCCAGACGAGGAGAAUCGUAUGUACACGCAGCAGAGAGAUGAGUAUCUGGAGCAUGUGUGUGAAUUGGGUGUCAGAAAAAUAUCUCUUAUCACCAUAUUUGGCUCUCUGACCAAUGGCACCAUGAAGAUGGACCAUUACCAGGCUGAGAAGGAUCAGCCUCUGAAAGGCAUGAAAGAAGAGGACUUCACAAACCAGUCACUCAUCAGAGCCUUGAGAAAGGACUUGGGACUGAUAUUUGAUGACUACUAUAUGGUGCUGACUGACUUUGAUAUGAAAGUGAAGCAAGAAUAUGAGGUGCCCAUCGCCAUGACGGCUGUGUUUGACUACAUAGACACGUUCUCCUCACGCAUCAAGGAGAUGGAACAGCAGAAGAAGCAAGGAGUGACGUGUAAGAAAGAAGACAAAUCCAAAUCCUUGGAGAACUUCCUCUCACGGUUCCGCUGGAGACGCAGGCUGUUUGUGAUCUCCUCCUCUGACGACGAGGAAUGGGCCUAUCAGCAGCAGCUCUAUGCCCUGACCAGCCAGGCCUGCAAUCUGGGCCUGCGCCACUUGUCUGUGCUGAAGCUGAUUGGAAAGGACAUGGAGGAUAUGGGCGGGACCCUUGAGCUAUAUCCAAUCAACGGUACUGCCACUGUGGAACGUGAGGACGUCUCUCCCUCUCUGGUGAAGGACAUCAGGAACUACUUCCAGAUCAGCCCAGAGUACUUCUCUAUGCUCCUGGUGGGGAAAGACGGCAACGUCAAGUCCUGGUACCCGUCUCCCAUGUGGUCCAUGUCCAUCAUAUAUGAUCUGGUUGACUCCAUGCAGCUCCGUAGACAGGAGAUGGCUAUCCAGCUGUCCCUUGGCAUGCGCUGUCCUGAGGAUGAGUAUGGGGGCUAUGGUCAUGACAGAGACCCGGAUGGUUACCACCGUGGAUAUGGUUACUAAAGGAUUGAGAAUAUGAUGUUCCCCUCAGGAUGUGUUCCAUUUUCUAAUGAGGCCUGGUUGUGGCCUUGUCCCAUGAACUAUAUGAAGCUAUUGUAUGAAUGGCAUUUCAUGAAGGCUUUUUUUGCAUUUUGAUAACUGUGAAGUUGUUUUUAUAAGAAUUGACUUUCCUAUAAUAGAUUAUGAAAAUGCAGCAUACUUUUUCUUCCAUUAUAUUUUUGUCUAUUGAAUGUAUGAGUUGUUUCACAGGGAGAAUGGAGAUUUCAGAUUAAAAACAUUUGGCAAUUGC
Molecule: messenger RNA, 3981 nt
Organism: Coregonus clupeaformis (lake whitefish)
Lineage: Eukaryota; Metazoa; Chordata; Actinopteri; Salmoniformes; Salmonidae
Product: coiled-coil domain-containing protein 80-like
Exons: 7
Source: RefSeq, a predicted model, not a curated record